Molecule: messenger RNA, 1630 nt
Organism: Neogale vison (American mink)
Lineage: Eukaryota; Metazoa; Chordata; Mammalia; Carnivora; Mustelidae
Product: high mobility group protein B2-like
Biological process (GO): regulation of transcription by RNA polymerase II
Molecular function (GO): DNA binding, bending
Source: RefSeq, a predicted model, not a curated record
CAGGACUGUGUGCCUUCCAGUCUCUGAGAUGCGAGGACCCUAUGCCCCGGGCAGGAGCCUUGAGUUUCCCACCAACAGCAAAGCUGCUUUUUCAGCAGUUGGAAGAGUGUCUUGCCAUAGUGGGAGGACAGGAAGAGUACCAGAUGGGCAGCUGCAGCCUCUGACCCUAAGUGCAUCCCUUCCUUCCUUGGGCUUCUGAUGCCUCAGCCGUGUAGUCUGUGCUGUUGCUUUUCCAGCCCAGCAUCUGUUCUCACGUCCAAGUCCAGCAUCUCAGCUUUCUUUGGGAACCACAUCUCACCUGCCUCCCAUCCAAACAGUUCCAGAGGGCAGACACCCCAUUCCACCCACCUUGAAGAUGGACGUAUGAUCCAAGUCUACCCAACUCCACGCUCUGUCCUCUGGGUGCUCUGAUGGCUUCAAGGAUGAGAGUGACCCAAGCCAGGCCAAAGACACUUAAAAGCCAAGACUUUUCAUGGAACCAAGGGAAAGAGAAACGCUUCCCAGUAGAAUGGAUGGAAUUGAUACGGUAACUUAAUUGGGAGAAUAAAGAAAAAGAAAGUGGAGGCCAAACAAGAGGCUGAGGAUUGCAUUAGCGAUAAACCAGUUCACGCCGGAGCCCUGGGAAGGAAGCGUCUCUGUUGGAUCCGGCCUCUUCGUGGGACUCUCAGAACAGUUACCACCAGGUAGACGCCGCCUGUCACCAUGGGUAAAGGAGACCCCAACAAGCCGCGGGGCAAGAUGUCCUCCUACGCCUUCUUCGUGCAGACCUGCCGGGAAGAGCACAAGAAGAAACAUCCAGACUCUUCUGUCAAUUUCGCCGAAUUUUCCAAGAAAUCUUCGGAGAGAUGGAAGACCAUGUCUGCAAAGGAGAAGUCGAAAUUUGAAGAUAUGGCAAAAAGUGAUAAAGCUCGGUAUGACAGGGAGAUGAAAAAUUAUGUGCCUCCCAAAGGUGACAAGAAAGGAAAGAAAAAAGAUCCCAAUGCUCCUAAAAGGCCUCCGUCUGCUUUCUUCCUGUUUUGCUCUGAACAUCGCCCAAAGAUCAAAAGUGAACACCCUGGUUUAUCCACUGAACAGUCAGCCAAAGAUAAACAACCGUAUGAACAGAAAGCAGCAAAGCUAAAGGAGAAAUAUGAGAAGGAUAUUGCUGCAUAUCGCGCCAAGGGCAAAAGUGAAGCUGGAAAGAAGGGCCCUGGCAGGCCAACAGGUUCAAAGAAGAAGAAUGAACCAGAGGAUGAGGAGGAAGAGGAAGAGGAGGAAGAAGAUGAAGAUGAUGAGGAAGAGGAGGAAGAUGAAGAAUAAAUGGCUAUCCUGUAAUGAUAUGUGUGGAGUGUGUGUGUGUGCUCAGGCAAUUGUUUUGCUAAGAAUCUGAAUUCAAGUGCAGCUCAAUAUUAGCUUCAGUAUAAAAACUGUACAGAUUUUUGUAUAGCUGAUAAGAUUCUUUGUAGAGAAAAAACUUUUUUAAAAAUGCAGGUUGUAGCUUUUUGAGGAGCUACUACAUACAGUUAGAUUUUAAAGCUUCUGAUGUUGAAUGUUUCUAAAUAUUUAAUGGUUUUCUUAAUUUCUUGACUUGUGUAUUGUAGCACAGCAAACUUGUAGGAAUUAGUAUCAAUAGUAAAUUUUGGGUUUUUUA